This is a messenger RNA of Phacochoerus africanus (Common warthog), 1207 nucleotides long. RefSeq names its product cyclin Q (gene CCNQ). Gene Ontology annotation, biological process: regulation of transcription by RNA polymerase II. Lineage: Eukaryota; Metazoa; Chordata; Mammalia; Artiodactyla; Suidae. Gene Ontology annotation, cellular component: nucleus. The coding region runs from base 40 to 792 and encodes 250 amino acids. The record is from RefSeq and is a predicted model, not a curated record. The transcript is spliced from 5 exons. Gene Ontology annotation, molecular function: cyclin-dependent protein serine/threonine kinase regulator activity.
GGAGGGGGGGGGGGGUCUCGGCCCGUGGGGCGGGGCCUCAUGGAGGCCGUCGGCCUGGGGACCUGCGGAGGAGGGGACGCGGCGCGAGGCGCAGAGGGGCGGCCGGCACCGGAGGCGAGGGUGCACUUCCGAGUGACGCGGUUCAUCAUGGAGGCAGGUGUCAAGCUAGGGAUGCAGUCCAUUCCUGUCGCCACGGCCUGCGCCAUUUACCACAAGUUCUUCUGCGAGAUCGCCCUGGACGCCUAUGACCCCUACUUGGUUGCCAUGUCCUCCCUGUACUUGGCCGGCAAAGUGGAGGAGCAGCACCUGCGCACUCGUGACAUCAUCAACGUUUCCAACAGGUACUUUCACCCGGGCAGCGAGCCUCUGGAGCUGGAUUCCCGCUUCUGGGAGCUGCGGGAUAGCAUCGUGCAGUGCGAGCUGCUGGUGCUCCGAGUUCUGCGUUUCCAGGUCUCCUUCCAGCACCCACACAAGUACCUGCUCCACUACCUGCUGUCGCUCAAGAACUGGCUGAACCGUCACAGCUGGCAGCGGACCCCCGUCUCCGUCACUGCCUGGGCUCUGCUGCGGGACAGCUACCACGGCGGCCUGUGCCUGCGCUUCCGGGCUCAGCACAUCGCCGCGGCAGUGCUGUACCUGGCCCUGCAGGCCUACGGGGUCGAGGUGCCCGCCGAGGCCGAGGCUGAGAAGCCGUGGUGGCAGGUGUUUAGUGAAGACCUUACCAAGCCAGUCAUUGAUAAUAUUGUGUCUGAUCUCAUUCAGAUUUAUACCAUGGACACAGAGAUCCCCUAAGGCCUGGCCCAGGCCUGCCCAAAGAAGCCCGGGACGCUCGGCUGCCUGGGGACGGCACCGCCACGGGGCCGCGAAGGCCGGCCCCAGAGGACCCGCGGGGAGGGCUGGUUUGGUGCUGCUGGAGACGGGCUGGUGAAGGCGAUGACGCGCGCGCUCUGACUGUCCCCGGCCGGACGGUGACGGGAGCCGCGCCUGCAGCGGGCAGGCUGACACCACAGCCUGUGGGGCGGGGCAUCGUGUCCGCUUUUGUCCUUCGAGAGGACGCCGAGUGCCGGCAAGGCGGGAUGUCGUUGCAGGGAGAUCAGAGGAUGGGACUGCGCCCCUGGGCAGCUUUUAAAAGCCACAUUUCUAGAAAGUACGAAUGUGCCACAUAGAUGGAAUUUUAUUUUGUGUAAUAAAAGAUGAUUCAAAUCAA